Messenger RNA from Manihot esculenta (cassava), 840 nucleotides. RefSeq lists its product as uncharacterized. NCBI's taxonomy places the organism in Eukaryota, Viridiplantae, Streptophyta, Magnoliopsida, Malpighiales, Euphorbiaceae. The transcript is spliced from 2 exons. Bases 1 to 840 code for a protein of 279 amino acids. The record is from RefSeq and is a predicted model, not a curated record.
AUGGCUAAAAUCUCUGGACAAAAUGACAAUCCCUCGGCUGAAAGCAGCAUCUCCAUCACCUUCAAACUAACUAAAGCAAAUGAAGAAUUCCUUCAAUAUGCAAAACUCAGACAAUCUAAGAAUGCCUCUUAUGAAAAAUGGCUGAAAGUAGAUAGAAUAGUGACCUCCUGGAUCCUUCACUCUAUCUCAAAGGAAUUGGCAAAAGCAUUUCUCUAUGCCACCUUUGAAAAGGAGCUGCGGAAAGAGAUCAAUGAGAGAUUCGGUGAAGCAAAUGACUCACUUCUUUAUCAGCUAAGGAAAGAGAUAAGUAGUUUCACCCAAUCAAACAUAUCUUUCACGAUUUACUUUACAAAAUUUAAAAAACUAGGGGAUGAAUUGGCCUCUUUAAGGUUACCAUUCUGUAGUUAUGGUUCUACUAAAACCAUGACUGAUUUUGACAAUGAUGAUAAGCUCAUCCAAUUCCUAAUAGGAUUGAAUGAGAGUUAUGAAUGUGUUAAGGACCAUAUCCUACUUAUGGAUCCUUUGCCAAGCAUAAACAAGGCUUAUACAAUGUUUCUUAGAUUUGAAAAACAAAAGGAUUCACACAACAUUAGUAAUGACUUUAAUACUGCUAUGGCAAUUAGCACACAAAGGAAUUUUAAUGAACCUGCAAGUGAAAAAUUCCUUGCCAAAAGAGGGAAAAUUAAUAGAAGAGAUGAUAGAGUGUGCACUCAUUAUAACACUACUGCGCAUAUGAAGAAAACUUAUUUUAAAAUUUAUGGUUAUCUUGAAUGGUUCUCUAAGUUGAAACAGGAAAAGAAAGGCAAGGCUUUUGUUGCCACUAUAUCACAAACUCUUUAG